Phalacrocorax carbo (great cormorant) is the source of this 1641-nucleotide messenger RNA. The record is from RefSeq and is a predicted model, not a curated record. Lineage: Eukaryota; Metazoa; Chordata; Aves; Suliformes; Phalacrocoracidae.
AUUUAUUUGUUAACGUCCCAGCAGGUCCGGCCGGUGCACUGCAGGACCAGGGCAGCCACUGACCCAGCGGGAGCGGCCCUCGCAUAAACCCCGCCCGCGGGGCCCCGCUCCCCGCUGGGACCCGGCCAAGCGCGGGGAGGGCAGGGCGCCCGGCCGGUGUGCCCCUCCUCCCGGGCAGCCCUACAGAAGCAGAGCCGAGGCACGUUUCCGCGACAGCAGCCGGGCGGCCCCGCCUCGAGGCGGGGAAGUGAGGGGGGGGCCCUUUCGUGCCCCGGAACCUUUCCGCCACCCCUCCCGUUUCCCGCCGGAGCGGCGCGGCGGCGGUCGCUAUGGCAGCGGGGCCGUGGGGCUGGGGGCCGGCGGCGCUGGCGCUGCUGCUCGCGCUGCUGCUCUCGCUGCUGCUCGGUGGCGCGCGCCGCCUGCGGCGCCGUUACGCGGCCGGCGGGGCUCGCGCCCCUCUGAAAGGGGAGGCGGCGGGGCGGGCGGUUGGCGCCCGCGUGCUGCUGGUGACGGCGCACCCUGAUGACGAAGCGAUGUUCUUCGCCCCCACGGUGCUGGGUUUGGGCCGGGCUGGCGCCCGCCCCGCCGUGCUGUGCUGCUCGGCAGGAAAUUAUUACAAUCAAGGAGAGACUCGUAAGAAAGAACUGGAACAGAGCUGUUUUCUUCUGGGGGUUCCUGCUUCCAACGUAACAGUCAUUGAUCACAGGGAUCUUCCAGAUAAUCCUGCUGUUGAAUGGGACACAGAACUCCUCGCCACCUUUGUGCUAAAGCAUAUAGAAGCCAAUAAUAUCAACCUGGUGGUGACCUUUGAUGCGGGAGGAGUGAGUGGUCAUGCUAACCACAUUUCUCUUUACACUGCUUUAAGGUACCUGCAUUCAGAGCAGAAGUUACCUGAAGGGUGCCGUGUGCUCGUGCUCGAAUCAGUAAAUCUCUUCCGGAAGUACAUCUCCGUGCUGGAUGUACUCGUGUCCUGCCUCCUGCCCACAGAUGCACUCUUCGUACUCACAGAGGAGGAGACUGAACAAGCCAGGAGAGCCAUGCAGUGUCAUCGCAGCCAGCUCCUCUGGUUUCGCCACAUCUAUAUGCUUUUCUCACGUUAUAUGAUGAUCAAUUCGCUCCGCCUUCUGUGAGGGACGCCACUCACAACUUCAGGAGUAAAAGAAUGAGUGAAAAAAAAGACCCUAUCAGGCCAAGGACUAAAGAAAACUCACCUGUUACUUGCUCAAGAGGCCAGGAUUCUCUUUGUGUAAUGUUCUUUCAGACUACAAAAGCAGGCCAUAUGAACUUGCUUCUGAAUAUCUUGUUGCCUGAUACAUUAGGAUGAACAGGGUUUAACAACUACACUAUUUUCUCACUGUAGAAGCUUAAAUACGAUAAGAAAUUUGGAUUAACCUGAUUAGGAGUAAAAUGUGGGAGUAUUCUGCAUUGGAGAAGAUAUGGCACCAACUAUUUUUCCCUGAGAAGAUACAGCUGCAAGGACUGCAGCUAUCUCGUGGUGCUUUUGUAAAACACAAAUAUUGGGAGUGACUCUUCAAAGAUCAUGCUAUCGCCACAGAUAAAACCAGAACCACAAGACCUCUCUUAUUCAGUCAGAACUUUUAAAAAGCCAAUGCUUAUGAGUAAAACAUCAGAAAUCAUACA